AUGUCCCCCUCGUCGUCGUCCUCGCCGGCGGCGCGCCCCGGGCGGGGGCCAGCCGUGAGACCGCACUCGGCGCCGACGCAGCACAACCAGUCGGUGGCGGACCCGGUCGCGCACUUCCGGGCGAUCCCGUGGUGCGCGGCGCUGCUGGCGGACCCGGCGGUGCUCGAGGUCGUGGUGCCGGACCGGCGGCCGCUGCCGUCGGGCGAGUCCAACUUCGUCCGGCGCACCGUCAACUCGGCGACCACGGUGCGCGCCUGCGUCACCUUCUUCCGCGCCCUCGACGACCGCCCCGGCCAGGCCGCGCCCGAGGCCGCACCCGCUCGGCCGCUCUCCGCCUCCGCCCCCCUGCUCGCCGGCGGCGGCCCAACCGACGGCGAGGACCCCCGCAACCCGUUCCUGCUCCUCAGCGCGCUCGUCGACCUCGGCCCCGACUGCAGCGGCUUCGCCGGCACCCUGCACGGCGGCCUCUGCGGCGUCCUCAUGGACGAGGUCAUGGGCACCGCCGCCAACUUCCAGGCCGAGAACGGGGCCUACACGCUGAGCUUCACGACGCGCUUCCGCCGCGCCGUCGCGACGCCCCAGGUCGUCCUGGCGCGCGGCCGCGUCGUGCGCCGCGACCGGCGCAAGAUCUGGGUCCGCGGCACGCUCGAGGACAAGGACGGAAGGAUAUUGGCCGAGGGAGAAGGGCUCUGGCUCUCGAUGGACCGCGACAUCGGCCGCAGCCAGCUAUGA
Molecule: messenger RNA, 732 nt
Organism: Durotheca rogersii
Lineage: Eukaryota; Fungi; Ascomycota; Sordariomycetes; Xylariales; Xylariaceae
Product: HotDog domain-containing protein
Exons: 3
Coding region: 1-732 (243 amino acids)
Source: RefSeq, a predicted model, not a curated record